Histoplasma mississippiense is the source of this 297-nucleotide messenger RNA. RefSeq lists its product as hypothetical. Gene Ontology annotation, cellular component: ribosome; cytosolic large ribosomal subunit. The record is from RefSeq and is a predicted model, not a curated record. The transcript has 3 exons. Gene Ontology annotation, molecular function: structural constituent of ribosome; rRNA binding. Lineage: Eukaryota; Fungi; Ascomycota; Eurotiomycetes; Onygenales; Ajellomycetaceae. Gene Ontology annotation, biological process: cytoplasmic translation. Bases 1 to 297 code for a protein of 98 amino acids.
AUGACAGGCUUUGGUGCGGUUAGCCGAAGAUUGGACAACAGCGCGCAAUUUUCGCGGAUUGUCGAUCAAAACUUCCUGGGCGAGAAGAGAGUCCGCCGUGUCGUCUGCCAGCCAGGUGUCGAUAUUAUUGUCUCCCCCAACGUCAAGGAUGAGCUACAACUUUCCGGAAACUCGCUGGAGGGCGUUUCACAGAGUGCUGCCGAUAUCCAACAAAUUUGCCGGGUCAGGAAUAAGGAUAUCCGAAAAUUCUUGGAUGGUGUGUACGUUUCGGAGAAGGGCAAUAUCACUGAGGAGUAG